Molecule: messenger RNA, 4321 nt
Organism: Xiphias gladius (swordfish)
Lineage: Eukaryota; Metazoa; Chordata; Actinopteri; Istiophoriformes; Xiphiidae
Gene: pld1b
Product: phospholipase D1b
Exons: 25
Coding region: 160-3486 (1108 amino acids)
Biological process (GO): intracellular signal transduction; regulation of microvillus assembly; cell motility
Molecular function (GO): D-type glycerophospholipase activity; phosphatidylinositol binding
Source: RefSeq, a predicted model, not a curated record
GCGUGAAGUCCCGUGUCGGCGGCCGCAGCUCUGCUCUGCUCACCCUCCCGGAGGUGUUGGCCGCCCGCUCGCCGCGCCUCCGCACACUCGAACCGCCGGCUGCCGUCGCUUCAGUUCACAGCAGGAGGUGAGCCCCAGGCCCCAGACUGAGUUCUAACCAUGCUGCGGCAGUCCGAGCCGACUUCCAGCACCCUGGAGCUGGUUGCCAAUGACAUGACCAACAUCAUGGAGAAGCUGGACACACGAGAGCUCGACUUGGGAGAUGGAGAGUACGACACAACAGACAACAACACCCCAGCGGAGCGCUUGCCUUUCACGGCGAUCUACCACACUGUGGGUUUCAAGGAGCCCGAAGCCAAAGUCUUCCUGUCCUCUCCGAUCACCGCCAAGAUCCUGGAGGUGGAGCGGUUCACCUCAGCUCAGGACCGUUUCAACGUCACCACGCAGAGGAGUGUCAACAAGGCGAUGCCGGCGGUGUUUAAGAUAGAGCUGAAACACGGGGAGUUUACGUGGUUGGUGAAGAGGAAGGAGAAACACUUCAUGGAUCUCCACAGGGAGCUCAGGACAUACAAGACCUUCAUGAGGCUGCCGCUGCCGUCACGCAGUCACACAAUAAAGAGGCAGACGGCGACGAGGAGCGCGGUGAGGCAGAUGCCGAACCUUCCCAGAGGAGGCGGAGACGAGCUGGUCAGGGAGGAGCAAGUGUCCAGUCGCAGGAAACAACUGGAAGAUUACUUGAAUAAGCUUCUGAAGAUGCCGAUGUACAGGAACUACCAUGCCACGAUGGAGUUCAUUGAUGUUAGCCAGCUGUCCUUCAUCCACGACCUGGGCCCAAAAGGCUUAGAAGGGAUGGUGCUAAAGCGAUCAGGCGGCCAUCGGAUCCCCGGGCUGAACUGCUGUGGCCACAGCAAAAUAUGCUACCGCUGGUCCAAACGCUGGCUGGUGGUGAAGGACUCCUUCCUGCUGUACAUGAAGCCGGAUUCGGGCGCCACCUCCUUUGUGAUGCUGGUCGACAAAGAGUUCAGCAUUUUGAUGGAUUCUAAAGACACGGAGACCAAACACGGCGUCCGCAUCGACAGUCUCUCCAGGUCCCUGGUGCUGAAGUGCAGCAGCUACAGACACGCCCGCUGGUGGGGUCAGGCCAUCGAAGGCUUCGUCCAGAAGCACGGCUCGGCCUUCCUCACCGACCACCGCUUCGGAUCCUUCGCCAGACAGGAAGAGAACAUCCCCGCCAAAUGGUAUGUGAAUGGGAAAACAUACAUGGAGGAUGUGGCUGAUGCCCUUGAAGAGGCCAGAGAGGAAAUUUUCAUCACAGACUGGUGGUUGAGUCCAGAGAUCUUCCUGAAGAGGCCGGUUGUCGAGGGCAACCGCUGGCGUCUGGACUGCAUACUAAAACGCAAAGCGCAACAAGGAGUUCGAAUCUUUGUGAUGCUGUACAAGGAGGUGGAGCUCGCUCUGGGCAUCAACUCGGGAUACAGCAAGAGGACGCUGCUGCACCUUCACCCCAACAUAAAGGUGAUCCGUCACCCGGACCACGUCUCCUCCGCCGUCUACCUGUGGGCGCAUCACGAGAAGAUCAUCGUCGUCGACCAAUCGGUGGCGUUCGUGGGCGGGAUCGACCUGGCAUACGGACGCUGGGACGACAGGGAGCACCGGCUGACGGACGUUGGGAGUGUGACACUCUCGAUCAUGGAGCAGGCCGGCGGCGCCUUUUCCAGCACGGCUGCCCCGUCCGGCGGCAACAGCGGCGACGUUUCCCGGAGCAACGGGAAGGGCAUUUUUACGGUGAUGGACUCGGGGGACCAGCCCAGGCUGAAAGGUCAGGGGAGGAUGAGGAGGACCCGGUUCAGCAUCAGGAGGCACCUGCAGAAACGCGGCCUGGCUCAGCCGGACAGCGACAGCGACAGCGACCUGGAGAAUGGAGAGAGAAGCGGCUCAGUGCGUAGUCUACACACGGGGGUCGGAGAGCUGUUUGGAAACACGCGGUUCUGGCACGGAAAAGACUACUGCAACUUUGUCCACAAGGACUGGAUUCAACUGGACAAACCCUUCGACGAUUUCAUAGACAGACAUACGACCCCCAGAAUGCCUUGGCACGACAUCGCCUCCGUGGUUCACGGGAAAGCAGCUCGGGACGUGGCCAGGCACUUCAUCCAGCGGUGGAAUUUCACCAAGCUGGUGAAGCCGAAGUACCGCUCUCUGUCGUACCCGUACCUGCUGCCCAAGUCCCACACCACUGCCGGAGAGCAGCGAUACCAAGUCCCCGGCUGCACCCCCGCCAAAGUACAGAUCCUCCGCUCGGCCUCCGACUGGUCCGCCGGCAUCAAAUACCACGAGGAGUCCAUCCACAACGCCUACAUCCACGCCAUCCAGGAGAGCCAGCACUUCAUCUACAUAGAGCUGCAAGGGCGGACGCUACACUGGUAUCAGCUGGUACCAGUGACGAGAAACGUCGGUGCAGAGAUGCAGAACGUUCGCGUUCGGACGUGGCGCCCGUGUUCUCGCAGGGUGGCGCUUCUAGCGUCCGCCUGGAACCCACGUCACCCCCCGAGGAGUUGGGAGAGUAAACCUCCACGGCCUUGUUUUGUCCUCCACCCUCGGUGCUCCUUUGACUGGGCGUCCUGCUUCGGCCAUUGGAAAUCAUGUCAUCGUGUCAAUAACGUUGCCUCUCUCUGUAUUUUUUUCUUUAGGGAGGGUAAAAGGUACCGGGUGUACGUGGUGACGCCUCUGCUGCCGGGCUUCGAAGGAAACAUCAACACCGGAGGGGGCAGUGCCAUCCAGGCUGUCAUGCACUUUAAUUACAGGACCAUGAACAGAGGGGACCACUCCAUCAUCUCCCAGCUCAGGAGAGAGAUGGGGGACCAGUGGAUGAACUACAUCUCCAUCAACGGUCUGAGGACUCACGCCGAACUGGAGGGGAAGCUGGUCUCCGAGCUCAUCUACGUCCACAGCAAGAUGCUCAUCGCCGACGACAACACCGUCAUCAUCGGUUCUGCCAACAUCAACGACCGGAGCAUGCUGGGAAAGAGGGACAGCGAGGUGGCGGUGAUCGUGGAGGACUCGGAGACGGUGGCGUCGGUGAUGGACGGGCAGGCGUACCAGGCCGGAAGAUUCGCUCUGCGGCUGCGGCUGGAGUGCUUCAGGAUGAUCCUCGGCGCCAACACGGAUGACUCCGUCGACGUUUCGGAUCCCAUCAGCGACCAGUUCUACAAGGAGGUCUGGGUGGCCACCAGCGCUCGCAACGCCACCAUCUACCAGAAGGUUUUCCGCUGCCUGCCGUCCAGCGACGUCCGUAACAUCCUGGAGCUGGAGGGCUACCUGGCCAAGGCGGGCCUGGACAAGGAGGACCCGGCCCGCGCCCACGAGGAGCUGAGGAAGAUCCGCGGCUUCCUGGUCCAGUUUCCUCUCCAGUUCCUGUGCGAGCAGAACCUGCUUCCUCCCAUCGGCUCCAAGGAGGCCAUGGUGCCCAUGGAGGUCUGGACCUGAGGCGGAGGGAGAGACUCACCCGUGUGUCGGUGUGCAUCACGUGGGAGGGCUUCCAGGUGGAUAACGCCCGACCUGGUGCCAUUCUGGAGGCUCUAGUGGCUGAAAACGGCUGCACAUCCUUUUUUUUUUUUUUUUUUUAACGUACAACUCUAAAGAAAAAAAAAAACCCAAACAAAUUUAGCUACUGCUAUUUAAGCCCUUAAAAAUCAUUUUUAUCGGAACAUUGAAAAAAACAUCCCUACCACUUAUCAGACAAUACUGUUAUCUGUCUUUCGUUGCCAGGGGCUCGUAGUCAGCGCGUUUUUCCCCUGAAUCGAGGCUCCCAGGUGACAUUUCUGCAACUAAAUGCUUCGGGGAUAAUGGCUGGAUUUCAGGUUAGCCAGUCUUCGAGAAGCAGCUUACCCCGGACUCACUCCGGCUGUUGAAUUCACACCGACCUCGGAUCCAGGCCGUCCUUGUCGGCCGCCGUGUGCCCUCGCUGCUUAAAGGACAACGGACGGGUCUCGCAGUCCGUUGACCGGGGCUGAAUAGAGGACACGUCGGGCCGUCACAGCAAUUGGGGGCAAAAAAUCUGCCCGAUCAGUCAAGGACGUAACUGCAGUAGCUUCCCGUUCACCGCCUGGUUUGUGGGGGAUUCAGACUAUCUCGACAGUAGCAGCCGAGGUGACCUCCAAAAUAGCGUCAGCUCUGGCUGCGGCAGAUUUUUUUUUUUUUUUCCGUCAGGCCUCUGGACCAUUGGUGCCACCGAGUGCGCGUGAAUAGCGUUACACUUGCUUACGUUCAAACCGACAUCGCCGGAGAGCGCGACUUCUCGGAGCUCGGAGUGUACGCGUGC